AUGGUUAACAUCACUACCCUAGCUCGAGGUUCCCUGGGUGGGAAUGGGACGUCGACGACAGUGUUUAACCCGGGCGAAAUCGUGGUGGAGAACUGGUACGGGGUUGCGGAUUAUGUUGAUGUGUUCGAGGAUGCGUAUCAGGUGUAUACACCGCAGAUUAUGGCGUCGAUUCCAACUGGGUUUGAGGAGCGGAGUUUGUUUAUUAUGUAUAAUUUCACGGGGACGGUGGGGCAGCAGAUGGAAUUGGUGGAUAGUGUUGUGGGAGCAGGGGUGGGUGGUUUGUUUGUUACGGACCAGGCGGGGUAUACGAGCUGGAGUGGGAUUUGGGGGGAGUUUGUUGGGGAUAUGGAUGGUGCUUGA
This is a messenger RNA of Mollisia scopiformis, 360 nucleotides long. RefSeq lists its product as uncharacterized. Bases 1 to 360 code for a protein of 119 amino acids. The transcript has a single exon. NCBI's taxonomy places the organism in Eukaryota, Fungi, Ascomycota, Leotiomycetes, Helotiales, Mollisiaceae. The record is from RefSeq and is a predicted model, not a curated record.